AUGGACUCAUUAAAAUGGACUUUUGAUAAUGGUUCGACAUUUCUCCAUUUGGCUGUGGUGUACAAUAACCUCGAGAUUAUUACGUAUUUGUUGAUCAAUGGUUACGACAUCGAUACGUUAAACAACUUCGGUGAAACAUCGCUGCUAACAGCUUUGAAAGUGGAUAAUUUUGACGCAGUGGCGCUUCUGGUUACGGCGGGUGCUAACAUCUGCGCUGUCGACCCGAACAUCGGCAAAACUGCUCUAGAACUGCUGAUGACGAAGAAAAGGGAAGCGGUCGAUGCUGUGAUAGUGCUGUUCACGAACAGCUUGAUAAGAAUGAAUUUGGAUAACGAGGUGCUGAUCGAAUUGCUUAUUAAAGCCGGUCGGGCCUUUAGAUACGUGCAGCUUCUGAAGAAUCAGCAAGGUGACUUUGAUACCAUAGAAUUGAUUCUGCGCUAUGGCAAUAGUUACAGCCAAUGGCCUUUUCAGUUGAAUCUAUUUUUCCUCACCUUGUCAAAGAGAACAGAUGUUUGGGAGGAACAUCUCAAACGCUUUUGCCAAUGGGAAAUUUUCACUGAAUUAACAAUUGAAAAUAUAGAUUUUAUGUAUAAUAUGUCGAGUACUGAAAAUCUGCGAAUACUGUUGGAUAGCGGGCUACACGUGCUCGUGAAGCACAGAUUAGAAAUAGAUUUACGAGCGUGCAUCUGCUCGAACAAGAAUGUUGACGCGGUGGAAUUUCUACAAUAUGCCAAUGACUUCGAUGCAAACGCCAUCGGCACCAAACACUAUACUGCCCUGCACUUUGCGAUGUUCCAUCAUAAAUCAGCAAAUGCACACUUUCUUAUAGAGUUGGGUGCCAACGUUAAUGCCACAAAUAAUCAGGGACGAACAGCUCUGUUCCAUUGCGUAUACGAGAACUACCGAAAUAGGCUACUGAUGCUACUAGAAGCCGGCGCAGACGUGCAACUCACGGAUAAUAAUGGUAUCUCGGUCUUUCAAUUCGCUCACGACAAUAAAACUCUUCUGAUGAGUAUGAUCAUUGCGCAGCUCGCAAUUGAACAUGAUCAGGGUAAACCGAUCAGCCCAUCCAUUCAGGAUCAUAUUAACAAUAACAUUGACUAUAGAGUAACGUUCCAGACCUGUCUUGACCAACUCCAAGUGUUAAAGACAUACCAUCUUUCCGAGCGUGUCACCUUGUACACUAUUCUUACUAAUAAGGUUUCCGUAUUCUAUCGGUGGGUGAAUUACGAGAUGACCUUGUCUCUACGUCGACAGUACGUACGGAGAGAUGAUUUUAAUUUAUUUUAUGCACAAGUGAUCAAGAGAAAGAUAGUCAAGACUAUGCUACGAAAGAUUUUCAUACGCGGAAUAACUGAUAUUAUUUUCAAAACCAUUGGGAAACUAAUUGCCGAUGAUCAUAUCAUCAUAAGGAAUAUUUUAGAAUAUACGAGUGACUCAGAUAUCCGUCGGUUUUCGCCAACUUAUUCGAUGAAUGUAUCAUCGACACUGCUUUAAAUGCUCUACCAUAUAUGCGUAACAAAAUAA
Messenger RNA from Phymastichus coffea, 1527 nucleotides. RefSeq names its product putative ankyrin repeat protein RF_0381. The record is from RefSeq and is a predicted model, not a curated record. The coding region runs from base 1 to 1497 and encodes 498 amino acids. NCBI's taxonomy places the organism in Eukaryota, Metazoa, Arthropoda, Insecta, Hymenoptera, Eulophidae. Gene Ontology annotation, molecular function: protein binding. The transcript is spliced from 2 exons. Gene Ontology annotation, cellular component: cytoplasm; nucleus.